Molecule: messenger RNA, 973 nt
Organism: Cimex lectularius (bed bug)
Lineage: Eukaryota; Metazoa; Arthropoda; Insecta; Hemiptera; Cimicidae
Product: transmembrane protein 147
Exons: 4
Coding region: 165-851 (228 amino acids)
Source: RefSeq, a predicted model, not a curated record
CUUCUAAGUCUAUGUUGAUGAAACAGUUCCUCAUGUCAUGUGUUCUGUAUCUGUAAGUUAGUUUACCGGUUAUCCUAAUGACAACUUUCUAGUUUUUAAAUUUUAAUUUUAUUUUAAUUAAGCUUCAUAGAUCUCAUAGAAACUGUUAAAAGAAACCCUGUAAAAUGACUUUAUACCAUUUUGGAAAUUGUUUAGCCUUAGUUUAUAUACCUUAUCAUCUGACUUAUAAAUAUUCUGGGUUGUCUGAGUAUGGAGCUUUCUGGAAGUGCAUCCAAGCUGGAGGUAUUUACAUACUCACCCAAUUGUGCAAAAUGCUCCUUUUGGCUACAUUUUUUCCAACGGCGGAGACAAACAUUCACGGGCAAGUCGACGUACUCGGGGAAUGGUUGAAAGCGACGGUGGAUCUUGCAGACUUAGCCGGCAUGUAUCUAGUCUUGUCUAGCAUUCCCGGGAAAGGGCAUGCUAAACUGUUAACCGCCGGGCUCGGUUGGGCAGGGGCGGAAGCGAUUUUGACGCAUUUCUUGCCUCUUUGGGUUGGAGCGAGAGGCGCCGAAUUCCACUGGAAAUACAUCCAGAAGAGUUUAGACUCAAAUAUCAGCCUCGUACAGCAUAUAACGACCUGUGCCCUUGUUUGGAUAUGGUCGAGGCAUGACUUGUCAAAGUCGAUUUUUCCCGUUGUAAGCGGAAUGCUAGUCUUAUCGUCGUACAAAACUCUUCUGAUUGAUCUUGUCGUCGAAGCGACCAUGGACACGUGGACAUUCCUUUUACUUAAAGCUGUGUAUACACUUUGUCUCACCCUACCCACUUUAAAAAUAUAUGCUGGGCUCGCGACUAGUAUUGGAUUUUUUUAAACUCAUUUUUCAAAUUUAUUAUUAAUUUAUUUAAUUUACCUAAUCAUCACCAUGAUCUUUGGGAAGAUGUUAUAGUUUGUCCUUUGUCUAAUUUUAAAAUAAAUUUUUUGUUCUUUGUGUUA